AGAGGCAAAUUUGGUGUGUGCGCUUCUGUGCCGACCGUAUGAUAUUUCAAAUACUUGUGUAGGUACAAUAGUUUUGAUGCGAAGAACUGCAAGCUUUGCUGACUUUUGUCUAUUCUAUGAACAAUAAUUCUCAACUGGCACCCUGUUUUAAGGAUAGUCAUAUAUGUUUCUAGUCUGCUUGGGUGACUUGCAUAUUCUUUACAAGUUUGUAUUGACAUUUUUUCCCCCGUACCUAACAAUAUUCAUUUGAUACAAAUAAAAGUUUCGGCAUAUUUGGUAAAUUAGCUUUUAUUUGAUAUAGAUAAAGAUCAAACAUUUCUGACAAUGGAUAAAGAAAAGACGAACGCCUUUAAAACUUCUCCUCAAAUGGAUUGCUUAGAAAAAUUAGCAGUAUCUCUUCCAUCGGCGGCUUUCGGCUUAGUUCCAUGUACUGAGAAUAGGGACUUCGAUACACGUCUCUUAAAUAAGUUUCAGUCGGGAAGGAAGGCAUUUGGUAUGAUUAAGUCGUCACGUACUCUGUCGGAACCCACUUUACCAACAUCUAAAUCACUGAAAAGUAUGACAACAUCCAAUUUCGUUUCUCCUACGUUUGCAAGGUAUAUGCCUUACUUUUUGUCAUCUCUCAGCGAUGAUUCAAGCUCGUCGACAACAAUGUCUUCUAUCUCUGUGUCAAAUUUAAGUGAUGAAUCCAGUAGUGUGAGACUUCCAUUGUCUCCAAGUCAACUUUCCUUACCAGAACCUCCAGAUGGAGGUUGGGGUUGGGUUGUUGUAAUCGCCACAUUUUUUGUACACAUGAUAACCGACGGGGUAAUAGUAUCGUUUGGCGUUUUUAUUGAAUCUCUCGUUGAGGAAUUCCAAGAUUCAAUGAGUGCCACUUCGUGGAUCGGAUCAUUUUCGUAUGGUAUUCCUGCGCUCGCCGCCCCUUUGUCUUCGUUUCUGCUUAAUCGCUUUGGAUGUCGAGUAACAUGCAUGGUUGGUGGGCUGAUAAGCGGUCUAGGAUGUUUUGCUGGCGCCUUCACCAAUUCUAUUAUAUCACUGGUCUUUUCGUUUGGUAUUUUAUCUGGUCUGGGUGCAAGUUUGUGCAUAACAUCAGCUCUUGUUGUUGUUUCAAUGUACUUUGAUAAUAGACGAGCUACUGCCACUGGGUUGUCUAUAGCAGGUACAGGUGUCGGUGCACUUGUAUUUGCUCCAAUGGUGGACAUGCUACUGAAUAUUUAUACGUGGCGAGGGGCUAUGAUGAUACUAUCUGGGUUUUUCCUAAAUAUGAUAGUGUGUGGUGCUCUGAUGCGUCCUGUUGAAACUGACGUCGAAAAACGACAUAGACAACGUCUUGCUUGGUUGGAACACCUAGCUCGCGAGUCGGGCUUACCACCUUUUGAAAGUGCAGACUACUUGGAUAAGGAUGUGCUUGGUCGUAUAAAGUUGCUACGUGACCAUAUGUUAGCUCCUCGCAGAGUUACAAUGAGCUAUUUACACUCAACAAACGAGAUUAAUAGCAAGUUGAUUUCAUCUAGUAGUUGUUUCAAAGUUCUAGAAAACAAGACAAAUUUAUCUAAAGAUAUCCUUCAAAUCCCCUCGAUCCACUCCAAAUCACAACUACUAAAUAAGAAAGCGCUACAAACGCAAGAUCAGGAUGUAUGGAAAGACGGUGCAUCCACAUUUAAAUCUCGAAAUGUGUCAGGGAACAAGAAAGUGUGUAGCUUCAUGCUCCAAUGUCCGGAAGUCAGGUCCGAUGUAGUUUCGUUCUCGCGUUUAUUUCCUAUUGAAGAUUUUGAUUGUGGUGUACAAGAUAAAAACCAUGAAGCAAAUAAUAGACGUGAAAUUCACAAUACUAACGGAAGUCUUAAAUCGUUCAAGAACUUUAUUCAUUAUAACCAUGAAGACACUGUUUGUCCUAAGAAGGAUGAAGCAUGCGUUUUAAAUCAUUUUUGUCAAGACAAUCAGACAUAUAUGCGCGGUGAUUGCUGUGAAACUAGUUCCCUCAAGUUUACACAUAAUACCUCCCAAAGUUAUAAUCAGAAUAAAAUUCUUCGAGGUUCUUCAUCUAGUUUGCUUGAGUACUAUCGCUCUGCACAUCAGAGUUCAGUAAGUCUGCCGGAUCUUCAUCAUCUCAGAAGGGUGUACAAAACAGACACUUCUAGUGAAUCUGGUGUGUCAUCUCAGUGUUCACUGGGGUACAACUGUAGUUGCUUAGCAAAUAAAAAGUCUGGAUUCAAGUCGGUGGAUGAAGGUGAAAAAUGUCAGGAUCGGGGAAUAUAUUGUUGUAACUGUUGUACAGAAAUGUGUGCCGACAAACAUGAUAUUUUUCACCGUCUUUUCGAUCUGCGACUGUUUAGAAGACCCACCUUCGUUUUGUUUAUGGUUUCAAAUUUCUUACUCUACUUCUGGUACAAUGUAACAUAUUUUUUUAUGGGUGUGCGUGCUAUCAAUUAUGGUCUUAGUGAAACACUUGCAGCUCUUUUGUUUUCUGUUCUUGGUGGUGCUAACAUGGUUGGUGAGGUUUUGGCUGGAUUUUUGGCUGAUCGUGAUGGCGUCGAUUCUCUGACUCUAUAUUUCUUCAUGAUUCUUGCAUGUGGUGUAUCAACGUGUUUGAUGCCGUUACUUACUACAUUUAUGUCCAUGGCAGUUUAUUCUAGCGUGUUUGGUAUGGGACUGGCGGCUAAUGAUGCUCUGUGCACUGUUCUGUUGGUAGAAUUUGUUGGACUCCAUCGUCUUACAAAUGGUCUUGGAAUUUGUUUUUUUUGUCAGGGUGUCGCCAAUAUUUUGGGACCGCCUCUUAUUGGUUAUAUAAUUGAUCUAACUCAGUCACAUGAUCCAGCCUUCAUUAUUUCUGGUUUGGGUAUGGUUUUGGCAGCAUUUUCAGUUGUUCCUAUUAUUAUACAGCAUUUUCGAAGAAGGCGUGCUCGCCGAUUACGUCGUUUACAACAAAAUUGUUCUGAAAUUGUAUUAGAAGCUCAAACGUAACAACGAUAAUACUACUAUUAUUAUUAUUACCAAUAAUGGUUUUUCUAUGAUUCACCACAAUGACCACUACCUUAAAAGAUAACGUAAUAUUAUCUUGCUCAGAUUUUAUUGAUAGUUUUUUUUCGACUAGUUCGUUAUAUUUUGUUUCUUCUCUUUUCUCCUUGCAGUGUUUCUUAGAUGUGUCGAAUGUUUAUUUCAGACUUGGUCCUGUCUUUUUCAUUGAGAUUACUUUUGAAAUCUACUGCUAUUACUAUCACUAUUAUUAUUAUUUAUCGAAAUAAACAUUGGUUUUACUUAUCAGUACAGUCCAUAAUGGCUGGUUUGAUUUUUAUUCGUUAAAAUUUAUACACAUAUUUAUUAAUUAACUAUCUGUUUAUUGAUUUUUGUUUUAAUCCGACAGUUUUAUGUGUUGUACACCAAUUCAAAAAAGUGCAUUAGUCAUAAAGAUUAUCCUUUAUUUUGUUCAACAAAAUAAUUAUAGCAUUUUAUUCUGUUUAUAGAAGUUCAAAUUACAGUUACUUUAUUUUUAAAUACACAAAGAACUCUACAUUCCACUCAGAAAAAAAGAGUAUUGUUUAUGAAUAUCAUUACUCAACCACAUGCUCUCUUCGCACUGUUUUGUGAUUCGUAUUGGUAUUCUCUCUCCUCAAAACACUUAUCGUUUUGUUUCUGCUGUUAUUUACAUGUUUACUUUCUUUUUAUUAAUCUCAACCUGUCUAUAUACUUUACUUUGUAUGUUCUAUCUCUUUAUUACACUUCUAUAAUUACUAGAUAUAAUGGUAUAACUUAUUAUUUUCAGUCAUUGAAUAUAUAUAUAUAUAUAUAUAUAUAUAUAUAUAUAUAUAUAUAUAUAUAUAUAUAUUCAAUGUACGUGGAUAUGUCACUUCAGUGAGAGAUAAAUGGUGCUUUCAUGACUCAAUUCUUUCUAUUGGCUACGGCUUAUUAUUAAUACAAUUGCAACCAAUACAGCUGCUUUGAUUAUUACUAUCAGCAAUUAUAUUAGUCAUUACAGCUGUUAAUAUCAUUUUUCUUAUUGGUAUAUUAAUAUUGUUGUCAUCCUUACUAUUAUUAUUUUUGUGGAACUUUACUAGUACCUAGAUUCACAGAUAAUGUCACACUAUUUUCAUAUUGUACGCAUUCAAACAUAGUUAUUUUGUAUGUGGAUGUGAAAAAGGGGAAUUUAUUAUUAUAGCCGGUUUUGUUUCCCAUAUUCUUUCUUAAUCUUCUUCUGAGAGAGAUAUUCUUAUUCAAUGUACAUUUUCAGUUGUUUGUUCACCACAUACAUUUUUUUUCAUAGGUAGCAAAACAUUCGAUAAACACUGUAAACAAACUUCAAAUGUUGUGAGUUAAAAUCCGUUGUUGAAGGAAUUCUAUCUAUUCUCUAUCUUCCAUUAAAUCUUAAUUUUCUUUACAGUACUUCAAGUAAAAGCGAUAGAUGAAAUGAUCUUGAGCAGCUCACUAGUCUGUCAAAUGACGGUCAUUAGUUAUCAAACGACUUAUUAAAAAGGUAAUGUGUGGACAGUUUUGAAAUGAUUUAUGAAUCUUUCUAUGUGAAUUGAUUUAUUAUAGUUAACAUAAAAGGUUGGGAGUUAGAAUUGAUGUUUAGCCCCAGGGUUAGAGUUUGUGGAUUGACAUUAGGGCUAGCGUGCACUGUAGUAGUAAUGUUAAACCCUUGUCCAGAUAUUUUUGUGCAUUAAAACACUGAAAAUCUUAUAAACCACAGCAUGUCUACUUCGGUUUUUUAUUAUCCUGUUCUUUUUCCCUGGAAAAUUUAUCACGUUCCUAUUGAAACGUAACUACUCAACCUAGUUCGUUUCUGAUUUUCAUCCCUGUAAUUUUUAUUCAUUUUAAGCAUCCUGUUUUCUAAAUAUUUUAACACUAAAAGUUAUUAUUUAACUCUCUUUGAAUUUCGCACAAAAAUCCAAAAACUGCUAUCUCAAAUCUGAUGGGUUUGCUGGUAUUGUUUUCUUCUGCUAUACUCCACACGUUCAUUUAUACUUUUAAUCCAUAUAUCCCAUCUUGAGUGCUUCACUGUGAACGGUACCGGUUUUUUGUUCCUAUAUUCCAUCUUGUUUGAUUUCCUCUCCUUAUGCUAAUAUGAAAUAUAAUAAUUUAGGCUUAUUUCAGAUCCUUGUUCGUUUAUUACUGAUAGUUUAUUUUUUAUAUUUAGUAAAGCAUAUGACUUGUUUGAAUUAGGAACCAUGUUAAAUUUUGAGAUGUGAUUAUUUCUAUACCUACCACUUAGUUUGUGAUAUUUCCGACCACCUGCGCUGCGGAAACACUAUCAAUUUCAUUCUGAUGCAAUCUCGUCUCUAUUGAUUAUUCUUCCACAGUCAACAAAUUAUCAUAAAAUAACAAAAUCAUCUGUUUAACUAGCUUCUGGUCAGUAAUAAAUUGAGAUUUACAAUUAUAUAAACAUUUAUGCAGCGUGAAAUACGACAUGGAAUUACCAAACACUGAUAUUGGUCAGGUAUUUAAAAACUUACUGAACAAGAGGAGAAUUUUUCAUUCAUAUAAUAUACCAACAGAAAUGUGGAAAGAUCGAAUCGUAAAUAAAUGUUAGUUGAUAUUCUUUCAUAAAUAAAUGCUUCUGCCACUG
This is a messenger RNA of Schistosoma spindalis, 5563 nucleotides long. NCBI's taxonomy places the organism in Eukaryota, Metazoa, Platyhelminthes, Trematoda, Strigeidida, Schistosomatidae. The record is from the annotation of a GenBank genome assembly.